Molecule: messenger RNA, 1102 nt
Organism: Aegilops tauschii subsp. strangulata
Lineage: Eukaryota; Viridiplantae; Streptophyta; Magnoliopsida; Poales; Poaceae
Product: B-box zinc finger protein 25
Biological process (GO): regulation of DNA-templated transcription; photomorphogenesis
Cellular component (GO): nucleus
Molecular function (GO): zinc ion binding
Source: RefSeq, a predicted model, not a curated record
GCUUAUAUGCACCACUCGCGCCCGCCUGCUUCUGGAUCCCUCUUCCUCCUUCCCACCUACCCUUCUUCCUCGCAGCAGCCUUAUCUCUUCUCCGGCUCAGCCUAGCAAAGCCUUCUCCGGCCAGCGAGAGAGAAAGGAAGUGGAGGCAUGAAGAUCCAGUGCGACUCGUGCGGCGUCGCGGCGGCCACGGUGGUGUGCUGCGCGGACGAGGCGGCGCUGUGCGCGCGCUGCGACGUGGAGAUCCACGCCGCCAACAAGCUCGCCAGCAAGCACCAGAGGCUCCCGCUCGACGCGCUCGGCGCCAAGCUCCCGCGCUGCGACAUCUGCCAGGAGAAGGCCGCCUUCAUCUUCUGCGUCGAGGACCGGGCGCUCUUCUGCCGCGACUGCGACGAGCCCAUUCACGUCCCCGGCACGCUCUCCGGGAACCACCAGCGCUACCUCGCCACCGGCAUCCGCGUCGGCCUCGGCCCCGUCUCCGCCUGCGCCGCCGGGGACCACGGCGCCGGCCACGACGCCGACCACCACGCCCCGCCCAAGGUCGCCUGCGAGCCCCACCCGCCGGCCCAGCCCGCCGCCCGCGCGCAGCAGGUCCCCUCGCCGCCGCAGUUCCUGCCGCAGGACUGGGCCGUCGACGAGCUCCUGCAGUUCUCGGACUACGAGUCCAACGACAAGCUGCACAAGGACUCGCCUCUGGCCUUCAAGGAGCUGGAGUGGUUCACCGCGGACAUGGAGCUCUUCCACGACCACGCGCCCAAGGGCGGCAGGGCGACCAUGGAGGUGCCCGAGUUCUUCGCCUCCCAGGCGGCAGACGACGCCGCCUACUACAGGCCGAGCAGAGUGGCCGCCACCGCCGGCUUGCGCCAGAGCAAGAAGGCCCGCGUCGAGAUCCCCGACGACGAGGACUUCUUCAUCGUGCCUGAUCUUGGCUAAGCGAUGCUCCUAGGUUCUAGUACUCCCUCGUGUGAUUUUGCAGUGCUGUUGUAUACAGAGAGGAGCUGUGUACAAAAGCUAGUGUUCUGUCGAACUGUGCCCUGUGCAUCUUGACGUAGCAUCGCUGAACUGUGACAUAUAAUAAUCAUCGUAAGAUAUGAGCUUUGCAAAA